Molecule: messenger RNA, 765 nt
Organism: Quercus robur (English oak)
Lineage: Eukaryota; Viridiplantae; Streptophyta; Magnoliopsida; Fagales; Fagaceae
Exons: 2
Coding region: 1-765 (254 amino acids)
Source: RefSeq, a predicted model, not a curated record
AUGGAGGCCUACAAGCGAUUCUCCCAGCCCGAGCUUUUUCUGUCCCUUAAAAGGGACCUUGCGAUGAUCACUCAGCAGGUGUUUGUGGCUGAGGAGUUCUGUUGCAGCAACCGCAACUUGGCUGAAGCUGAAGUCCAGUCUCAGAAAAAGAUGGAGAAGACCGUGGGGUCCCUCAAGCAAGAGAACCUUGAACUUGCGGAGAAGUUCAAAGAGUCGGAGAAACAGCGCCGGAGCGCGGAGGCUGGCCUGAAGAGUGCUGAAACCCAAGCGGAGGACCAGCGCCAGAAGUUGUUCGUAACCGAGACCAGUCUUGCUACUGAGAAGCAAAAUGUACUGGAACUUAAGGCCGCUCUGCAGAAAGCUGAGGACGAGAUACGACGGGUUAAAGAAGAGGCUCAGCCGAUCCGAGAGACUGCAGAGGCUGAAAAGAAAGUUGCUCAUCAGCUCGGGAUUCAAGAAACGGAGGCCAGGCUCUCUGAGGAAAUUCCCGAGGUGUGUAGGGACUACUGCAGCAUCUCAUGGGCUCAUGCCCUUGAUGCUGCAAGAAUUCCUGCAGAUUCGGGGCUGAGAUUGCCUGAGAAGGUCUUCUAUCCUCAAGAGAUCCGAGAGAAUCCUGAUAGCGCCCAAGCAACUUCUGAGCAGGGCUUGGCUGUGCCUAAUGCCAUCCCUCUGCUUGAAAAAGCCAAGGAUCUUGCCAAGGACUCCAUCACCGAGGCUCCUCCUCCUCAGCCAGAGCAAAAAAAAGAUCCUCCUGUUGAGGCUUAG